ACGCCCAAAAUAUUUAUUGUUCAGGAAUGGUCGAUUCCAAUAUGGUACACAAAACCCUCAGUGGACAGCCAAUUAUACCUCUCGGUGAUAAGGCAUUGUGGCUCCGGUGACCGUUGAUAGAUUUCUAGCCUAUCAAUAUUUAGGUCAAUUAGAAUUUAUGGAAAUAUAUCCAAUGUAAGAAAAAUACCCUUGAGCAGGAAAAUAUGGCUAAAAGACGACGUAUAGCAAAGGCUUUGCUUGCUGCUGUUAUUUUGAUAUUUAUAUUGGACGUUUACUACUCAAGCAGAGAUUCUGCAAGCUCUAAAUUUCGAAGAAAAUCUGACUCUGCUUGUUCGUACUGCAUCGAUAUAUAUUCGUUAUGGAAUCAUAACGCAUGGAAUGACACCUUUCAAUCUACCGAACAAGCAGAUAUCUCCUGUCAGUCAUCGCACCACAUUGUUUUUCUGAAGACACAUAAAACAGGAAGCUCAACCGUUACUUCAAUCCUUCAGCGAUUCGGUUUCUUGCGAAACUUAACGUUUGCUAUACCACCCAGAGGAGGACAUAUAAUAAGUUUACAAAAAUUCAACAGACGUCAAGUUCUUGCUGGAACAUACGACUUGAUAGUGAAUCACGUACGGUACAAUCGCAUAGAAAUGGAGUCAGUUACAAACCCAGAUAGUAAAUACAUUACAAUAAUCAGAGAUCCUGCAACUCAGUUAGAAUCUGUCUUCGGAUACUUUCAGCUUUUCCGCCCUUUACAUUUAAGUGAUAAAAAAAAUCCGUACAGUGAAUUUAUAUCGCGACCACAGUACUAUCUUCAUAGAAACACUAACUUUGGAAUGAGAAGUUACCUGAGAAAUCCACUUCUUUAUGAUCUUGGACUCGAUCGAGAACAGCAACUAGAUGUGUCAAUAGUAAACCGUACGAUAAGCAAACUAGCGAAAGAAUUUGAUCUUGUAAUGUUGCAAGAAUAUUUCAACGAAUCAUUAUUGCUAUUAAAGAAACUUUUGUGUUGGGAAUGGGAUGAUAUUAUCUACCUAACUAAAGGUGAAAGAAUUAAGACAUUAAGGUACGCUGUCGCUAAUGACAUCAGAAAGAAAACGAGAAAAUGGUGUGCAUCAGAUGUUAUGUUAUACGACUAUUUCAAUGCCACAUUUUGGGAAAAGGUGAAGAAUUACGGACCAGAAUUUGAAACGGAUUUGAAGAUUUUAGAAUCGAAAUUGAAUGAAACCAAGUAUAAUUGUACGCUGCCCGAGGAAAGGCCCAAUGUAAAAUUCAGAGCCUAUGAAGCUAUCCCAAAUCCUGGCGCAAAUACGUUAUGCAGAUACAUGCUAAAAUCAGAUAGACAAUUUACACAAAUUAUUCGAGCUAAACAAGAAGAUAGGUUAAUAAAGGAAAGACAAAAACAAAAUCAUACGAAAAUAUAAGAUGAAAUAUUUUUGAAAACCAGUAAAUUACAUAAUAAAACAGCAUAAAUGUAGGCCUAUAUGAAGUAAUAAAAUACGUUCAAACACUACGACACUACGGUACAUCAUAAAACACUUAGGCCUAAAAUACAAAAUAAUAGCGACAAUAAGAAUCCGUGCAUAUAUAUAUAU
Anneissia japonica is the source of this 1580-nucleotide messenger RNA. Its product is annotated as galactosylceramide sulfotransferase-like. Bases 204 to 1409 code for a protein of 401 amino acids. Gene Ontology annotation, molecular function: galactosylceramide sulfotransferase activity. NCBI's taxonomy places the organism in Eukaryota, Metazoa, Echinodermata, Crinoidea, Comatulida, Comatulidae. Gene Ontology annotation, biological process: glycolipid biosynthetic process. Gene Ontology annotation, cellular component: membrane. The record is from RefSeq and is a predicted model, not a curated record. The transcript has 2 exons.